AUGUCCUUCCCUCCCCCUCCUGUCAGCUCCAUCGAUUGGGGCAAUGUAGGCUUCAAAGUGCGUGAAGUCAACGGCCAUGUCGAAUGCCACUUUUCCUACAGCAGUGGCGCCAAAUGGUCUGCGCCUAAAUUCGUCGCCUCCCCGCACCUCCCCAUCCACGGCAUGGCCCCGGGCCUCAAUUACGGCCAGCAAGCCUACGAAGGUCUGAAAGCUUUCCGUCGUCCCUCGGGCGAAAUCACCAUCUUCCGUCCUGAUCGCAAUGCUGCACGCAUGGUUCGCUCGGCGGAUUUCAUCUCCAUCCCACCUGUCCCGGAGAAUUUGUUUGUGAAAUGCGUCGAUCUAGCUGUCGCUGCGAAUGCGGAAUUCGUUCCUCCCCAUGAAACCGGUGCUGCUAUGUAUAUCCGUCCAUUGAUCUUCGGUUCCUCCGCUCAGCUGGGCCUCAGUCCCCCUGACGAAUAUACAUUUGUCGUUUUCGUGAUGCCCACGGGUGUUUACCAUGGUGUUCACGCUGUGGAUGCCUUGAUUCUGGAGGACUUUGACCGGUCUGCACCUGAGGGAACUGGCUCCGCCAAGGUCGGUGGUAACUAUGCCCCGGUUCUGAGACAUAGUGGGCAGGCGCACAAGGAGGGAUUCGGAAUCACUCUUCAUCUGGAUAGUCGGACUCGGUCUGAGAUUGAUGAGUUCUCGACAUCGGCGUUUAUAGGCGUGCUUCAGGACAAGCAGACUGGAAAGGUGACUCUCGUACAGCCGGAUAGCAAGAACGUGAUUGAUUCGGUGACUGCGUCGUCUGUGUUGGAGAUUGGUGAGCGGGUGUUUGGCUUCCAGGUCGAGAAGAGACGUGUCCCGUAUGAUGAGAUUAAGGAGUUCCAGGAGGUGAUUGCUUGCGGCACCGCGGCGGCCCUGGUUCCUAUUCGCAGUAUCACGAUGCGUUCCCGCGAUGAUCGUUUCACCUUUGCCUGUGGCGGAGAGGAUAACAGCGGCGGUGAGAUUUGCGUCAAGUUGCUGAAGACGCUCAAGGGCAUUCAGGCCGGCAAGAUCGAGGACUCCUUUGGCUGGAAUUAUGUCGUGCAGGCUCCGCCUCCGGGCUGGGUUGAGGGCGCUGGAGGUCACGAAGAGAAGGAGUUGAAUGGGGCCAAUGUGCCGUAG
Messenger RNA from Aspergillus wentii DTO 134E9, 1146 nucleotides. Its product is annotated as branched-chain amino acid aminotransferase. The transcript is spliced from 2 exons. Gene Ontology annotation, molecular function: branched-chain-amino-acid:2-oxoglutarate transaminase activity. The record is from RefSeq and is a predicted model, not a curated record. Gene Ontology annotation, biological process: branched-chain amino acid metabolic process. The coding region runs from base 1 to 1146 and encodes 381 amino acids. NCBI's taxonomy places the organism in Eukaryota, Fungi, Ascomycota, Eurotiomycetes, Eurotiales, Aspergillaceae.